Messenger RNA from Neofelis nebulosa (Clouded leopard), 3193 nucleotides. It is a transcript of the gene MOXD1, whose product is annotated as monooxygenase DBH like 1. Gene Ontology annotation, cellular component: secretory granule membrane. Gene Ontology annotation, molecular function: copper ion binding; dopamine beta-monooxygenase activity. Gene Ontology annotation, biological process: octopamine biosynthetic process; norepinephrine biosynthetic process; dopamine catabolic process. NCBI's taxonomy places the organism in Eukaryota, Metazoa, Chordata, Mammalia, Carnivora, Felidae. The transcript is spliced from 12 exons. The coding region runs from base 61 to 1920 and encodes 619 amino acids. The record is from RefSeq and is a predicted model, not a curated record.
CGCCUCCUCGCUCCGCCAGUCUGCGCGACCCAGGUGCCGGCGGGCAGGAGGCGCCCGAGGAUGUGCCGCUGGCCGCUGCUCCUGUUGUGGGGGCUGCUCCCCGGCGCGGCGGCGGCGGCGGCGGCGGGGGGCUCGGGCCGAGCCCUCCCGCACCGCACCCUCCUCGACUCCGAGGGCAAGUACUGGCUGAGCUGGGGCCCGCGGGGCGGCGGGCUCGCCUUCCGCCUCGAGGUGCGCACCGCCGGCUACGUGGGCUUCGGCUUCUCGCCCACCGGGGCCAUGGCCUCGGCGGACAUCGUCGUGGGCGGAGUGGCCCACGGGCGGCCCUACCUGCAGGAUUAUUUUACAAAUGCAAAUAGAGAAUUAAAAAAAGAUGCUCAGCAAGAUUACCACCUGGAAUAUGCCAUGGAAAAUAGUACACACACAAUAAUUGAAUUUACCAGAGAACUGCAUACAUGUGACAUAAAUGACAAGAGUAUAACGGAGAGCACAGUGAGAGUGAUCUGGGCUUACCACCAUGAAGAUGUGGGAGAAGCCGGCCCCAAGUACCACGACUCCAAUCGUGGCACCAAGAGUCUGCGGCUGUUGAAUCCUGAGAAAACCAGCGUGUUGUCUACAGCCAUACCAUACUUUGACCUUGUUAAUCAGGACGUCCCCAUCCCAAACAAAGGUACGACCUACUGGUGCCAAAUGUUUAAAAUUCCUGUGUUCCAGGAAAAGCAUCAUGUAAUAAAGGUGGAGCCAGUGAUACAGAGAGGCCAUGAGAGUCUGGUCCACCACAUCCUGCUCUAUCAGUGCAGUAGCAGCUUCAAUGACAGCGUUCUGGACUAUGGCCAUGAGUGCUACCAUCCUAACAUGCCUGAUGCGUUCCUCACCUGCGAGACUGUGAUUUUUGCCUGGGCCAUUGGUGGAGAGGGUUUUUCCUACCCACCUCAUGUUGGAUUGUCCCUUGGCACACCGUUAGAUCCUCGUUAUGUGCUCCUGGAAGUCCAUUAUGACAAUCCGACAUAUAAGGAGGGCUUAAUAGAUAAUUCUGGACUGAGGUUGUUUCAUACAACAGAUAUAAGGAAAUACGAUGCUGGGGUGAUUGAGGCUGGCCUCUGGGUAAGCCUCUUCCAUACCAUCCCUCCAGGGAUGCCUGAAUUUCGGUCUGAGGGUCACUGCACUCUGGAAUGCCUAGAAGAGGCUCUGGAAGCUGAAAAGCCAAGUGGAAUCCAUGUGUUUGCUGUGCUUCUUCAUGCUCACCUGGCGGGCAGGGGCAUCAGGCUCCGUCAUUUUCGCAAAGGGGAGGAAUUGAGAUUACUGGCUUAUGAUGAUGAUUUUGACUUCAAUUUUCAGGAGUUUCAGUAUCUAAAGGAAGAACAAACAAUCUUACCAGGAGAUAAUCUCAUUACUGAGUGCCGUUACAACACAAAAGAUAGAGCCCGGAUGACUUGGGGAGGAUUAAGCACCAGGAAUGAAAUGUGUCUUUCAUACCUUCUUUAUUACCCAAGAAUUAAUCUUACUCGAUGUGCAAGUAUUCCUGACAUUAUGGAACAACUUCAGUUCAUUGGCGUUAAGGAGAUCUAUAGGCCAGUCACGACCUGGCCUUUCAUUAUCAAAAGCCCCAAGCAGUAUAAAAACCUCUCUUUCAUGGACGCAAUGAAUAAAUUUAAAUGGGCUAAAAAGGAAGGUCUCUCCUUCAACAAGCUUGUCCUUAGCUUGCCGGUGAAUGUGAGAUGCUCCAAGACGGACAACGCGGAGUGGUCGAUUCAAGGGAUGACAGCAUUACCUCCACACGUGGAAAGACCAUAUAAAGCAGAGCCCUUGGUGUGUGGAACCUCUUCUUCCUCUUCUCCGCCCAGAAACCACCCUCUUGAGCUGCUCGUGUGUUUCAUGGUACUCUGCAGUCUGUUGCACAGCACACACUUGUGGUCAUAAUUCUGUGCUGGGGGACAGUGUUUUCUGUGAUCCGAACGUGUCAGGUCAAAGACACUUUGGACAUGAAGAGCAGAGUGUGAGGAGUGUGGAGACCUUCCCGUCACACACGCCCUUCCUCCCUACACCAUCCUUCCCCGUCUACCCGAGAGAUGCCGAUUGGGUUCUCUUUCUUUUGCUCAGAUACGUCUGAUAAAAUGUAUCCAUUGCCAAUAAAGCAAAACUGGACUGACUUAACACCACCUCUUUAAAAAUUCGGACAAAGUUAAGUGGAAGUGAAAGAGUGUCUGAUUUCCUUCCAUAUUUCAUUUUAUGUAAACACUCAUCAUCGCCAUUUCACUUUUUACUUCAUCAUUUGGCUUCUAUAUUCCUUUCUCAGAAGACUUCCAUCUUAACAGCGUAAAAGGAAGCACUCUCUCUUCCCAUGUUCCUUCCUCUUUCUUGUUCUUUGGGUGUGACUUCCCCAGGGCAACAAUGGUUCUUUCUGUGUUUCAUUGUCAAUCCAGCUCUGUCUUCCUCUGGGAAAAACCAAUGGGCCCCUUACCUCUGUGCUUUUUGAAGAUGCCCAUUCUAGUUUCUUGGUUUAUCUGAGUCUCUUGGUACCCCCAAAUGACCCCAAACCCAUCUCAAAGCAUUUCUUUAUCCUUCCCUGCUCUGCACUGGACAGGUGAGUUUAUCUUGAGCUCUAUCACUCUCUAAAAAGAAAGAAGCUAUAAGAAACACGGAAAUGGUAUAUGGUGGACUGUAGGCUGAGGAGAAAAUGUAGCUGGCUGCAAACCCCAUGCUGUGAGGGGUCCUUUAUGAGGUGUCAGGUCAAAGGGGGAUAGUCUGAGCCAACCUAGGAGGGCAUGAGGUCCCUGCAGUACCUCCCUGACCACGUUGGGUGUCACACGUGCCGCAUCCUGGCUCAAUUUGAGUCGCAGUUGCUGUUGUAGGUUUAUUUUUUAUAUUAGUUAAUGAACUAACUUUCCUUAGUAGAAUGUGUCACCAGUGGAAGAUCUUGUCUCCUUUUAGGUUCCCUUGGUAUAGUUCAGCCAAAUCUUGUUGUGUGUCCUUUCCUCAUUUCUUAAGCAGUCUUUUGGGAUCGUAUGAAUAAACUCAAUAAAAUUAAGUUUUUGUGUGGUAUCUUGUACGCUCCUUGAGAGAACCAAGAGAUUCAGUACUGAUGUUUCCAGCCAAAUUGAUUGAAAAUGUUGCAUUUUGUAUUCCAUUCUUUUAAGCCCUUUCUCUCCUGCAAACAAUAUCGUCUUUUGAAUAAAUACCGUAUUUUAGAGUG